Molecule: messenger RNA, 1911 nt
Organism: Ilyonectria robusta
Lineage: Eukaryota; Fungi; Ascomycota; Sordariomycetes; Hypocreales; Nectriaceae
Exons: 7
Coding region: 1-1911 (636 amino acids)
Molecular function (GO): N,N-dimethylaniline monooxygenase activity; NADP binding; flavin adenine dinucleotide binding
Source: RefSeq, a predicted model, not a curated record
AUGAACGGUACCUUUCACUCCGAGCCCCGGAGGCUCCGCUGCACGAUCAUUGGCGCAGGCGUGUCUGGUCUACUGAUGGCAUAUAAGCUACGGAAGAAUUUGGCAGAUUAUGUCGACUUCACCAUCUACGAAAAAUCCGCAGACCUAGGCGGAACCUGGCACGAGAACGUUUAUCCAGGGUGUGCCUGCGAUGUUCCCAGUCACUGCUACCAAUAUUCAUUUGCACCAAACCCAGCCUGGUCUAAGUUCUAUGCCUCCUCGGGAGAGAUCAAGAACUAUCUCAAAGGCGUGGCAAAUCACUUUGGACUGGAGCAAUUCAUCCGCUACAAUAGCAAAAUUGUUUGCGCUCGAUGGUCAACCGCGAAAAGCACAUGGACCAUUGAGAUCCAGGGGGGGAAAGUUGUGGAGUCUGAGGUCCUGGUAAAUGCAGGCGGAAUCUUAAACAACCCUCAAAUGCCAGACAUCAAGGGACUCGACGGAUUCUCCGGGCCAUUGCUACACACUGCCGCUUGGGAUUCGUCAGUUGACUUGAAGGGUAAGCGCAUUGCUGUCAUCGGAUCUGGAGCCAGUUCAGUUCAGUUGCUUCCGCAGCUGCAACCGCUGGCAAAGAAAAUCCAGGUCUACAUCCGGACGCCCUCUUGGAUUUGCCCGCCAAUCGCGCUACCAAAACCGGAUGUAACCAACUACGAUUACACCGAGAAUGAGAAGGACAAGUUUAGAUGGAACGACGAAAGCUACCUGAAGACCCGGAAAGACCUCGAGAGCCAAUUCAACGCCAUGUUUCGCGCAUUCUUCAAGAAUAGCCCGGAGCAAAACGACAUUCGGCGCAAGUUCCAAGAACGCAUGGAGAGCUUGAUUCCCGAUGAGAAUUUGCGGAAACACCUGAUACCCUCCUUCGAGGCUGGUUGUCGACGCAUCAACCCAGGAGAAGAUUUUCUCAUCGCGUUGCAGAAACCAAAUGUCAAACCCGUUUUUGACCCAAUUGAGAGAAUAACUGCGAAUGGCAUUGUUGCUGGUGGUGAAGAAUUCGAAGCCGACGUCCUUGUGACAGCAACGGGAUUCAACACCACGUUUAAACCUCGAUUUCCCAUCUAUGGCGCCAGUGGCUUCAACCUACAGGACCUGUGGUCUGACAGCCCAGUUUCUUAUAUGGGAACUGGCGUCUCUGGUUUUCCGAAUUAUUUCAUAUUUCUCGGGCCUAACACACCGAUCUCCAACGGAAGCCUGAUGGGACCCGUGGAAGCAACUGGAGAUUACUUCAUCAGAAUUAUGCGCAAGAUGAUCCGCCAGCGCAUUCUCUCUUUUGAUGUGCGAAGUGAGGCCCAAAGCGACUUCGAUGCACACACGCAAUCUCGUAUGAAGGACAUGGUUUGGACUGGCACAUGCCGCAGCUGGUUCAAGCGUGGAACCAACGGCAAGGUGACUGCCCUGUGGCCGGGCAGUUCACUUCAUUACAUACAAGUCCUUGCCGAGAAUAGGUGGGAAGACUACAACUGGGCGUAUGAAGGAGAACGCUAUGCAUACUGGGGCCACGGCAUCUCAUGGGUCGAGAGCCCUGAGCUUGACCCCCUCGGAGUCGAGGAGCAGGAAAGUCUCAAGCACAGCACCACGAUACCUGGAAAGGACUCUGAUUUGAGCUUUUAUCUCUGGAAGAGCACUCCACUGCCACAGAACUUCGUGGCUUUCGGAGAGACGAACGAGUCACAUUCCGAGUCCAGCACAGAGCCGGGACUCGGUAAAACUAAUGGAGUGGUGAAUGGGAUUGAGAACGGCGUGAAGAAGUUGGCCGUCGAUAAAGCUGAGAGCGGAGUUGGGAACGGAUUCGUGAAUGGGAUUGUAAAUGGAGUCUCGGGUGCUGGACUGAGCGAGAAAUGUAACGGGCAUGCGGCCGUUGUUGCAAUUCCGGUAUAG